Messenger RNA from Neoarius graeffei (lesser salmon catfish), 3233 nucleotides. Its product is annotated as zinc finger protein 850-like. The transcript is spliced from 3 exons. The coding region runs from base 184 to 2595 and encodes 803 amino acids. Gene Ontology annotation, molecular function: RNA polymerase II cis-regulatory region sequence-specific DNA binding; DNA-binding transcription repressor activity, RNA polymerase II-specific. NCBI's taxonomy places the organism in Eukaryota, Metazoa, Chordata, Actinopteri, Siluriformes, Ariidae. The record is from RefSeq and is a predicted model, not a curated record. Gene Ontology annotation, biological process: negative regulation of transcription by RNA polymerase II.
GGCAUAAUUAGAUCUCAAGUUAAAAAAAUAGAUAGAGAGAGAGAUGGUUAACUACGUUUGGUUUUAAAGCCAGCUUUAAGGAAUGAGAACACGUCCUGAUUGUCUCCUCCUUUUUGUGUACACUUUCCUACAAACAAAUCUCAAAUUUAACUUCUGCACACAAGCACAGCAAGAGCUGCUGCUAUGAUGAAAUCGGACGAGAUUAAAAAUGAGAACGUACCCAUGAAGAUCUCUGGUGGUGAAGAGAUUUCAUCUGGAAUUCACCACAUUAACACCGCUUGGAGAGAAACAAAGCCGGAAACGUCCCCGUGCAUCCGGUGUGGGAAGAGUUUUAGUGAUGUGGGAAUUCUCAAAACACACCAUUGCAUUCACACAGGUGAGAAGCCAUAUUACUGCACAGAAUGUGGGAAGAGUUUUAUUGUGCGCAGUCAUCUCGAACGACACCAGCGUAUUCACACGGGGGAGAAGCCGUAUCGCUGCUCACAGUGUGGAAUAAGUUUUAGGGAUGGAGGAACUCUCAAAACUCACCAACGCAUUCACACAGGAGAGAAGCCGUAUUACUGCACAGAAUGUGGGAAGAGUUUUAUUGUGCGCAGUCAUCUCGAACGACACCAGCGUAUUCACACGGGAGAGAAGCCAUAUCUUUGCUCACAGUGUGGAAGAAGUUUUAGGGAUGGAGGAACCCUCAAAACUCACCAACGCAUUCACACAGGAGAGAAGCCGUAUUACUGCACAGAAUGUGGGAAGAGUUUUACUGUGCGCAAUCAUCUCGAACGACACCAGCGUAUUCACACGGGAGAGAAGCCGUAUCGCUGCUCACGCUGUGGGAAGAGUUUUACCCGAGAGGACACCCUGCAACAGCACCAGGUCAUUCAUACAGGAGAGAAGCCGUAUCAUUGCUCACAGUGUGGAAGAAGUUUUAGGGAUAGCGGAACUCUCAAAAUUCACCAACGCAUUCACACAGGAGAGAAGCCCUAUCACUGUUUACAGUGUGGGAAGAAUUUUUCUGUUAGUGGAACCUUCGUGAAGCACCAGCGCAUUCACACAGGAGAGAAGCCUUAUUACUGCACAGAAUGUGGGAAGAGUUUUAGUCAGGCAGGAACACUCAAAACACAUCAACGCACCCACACAGGAGAGAAGCCGUAUCGCUGCUCACGUUGUGGGAAGAGUUUUACCCGAGAGGACACCCUGCAACAGCACCAGCUCAUUCAUACAGGAGAGAAGCCGUAUCAUUGCUCACAGUGUGGAAGAAGUUUUAGGGAUAGAGGAACUCUCAAAACUCACCAGCGCAUUCACACAGGAGAGAAGCCUUAUUACUGUUCAGAGUGUGGGAAAAGUUUUAGUCAGGCAGGAACACUCAAAACUCACCAACGCACCCACACAGGAGAGAAGCCGUGUGAGAAGCCAUAUUACUGCACAGAAUGUGGGAAGAGUUUUAUUGUGCGCAAUCAUCUCGAACGACACCAGCGUAUUCACACGGGAGAGAAGCCGUAUCGCUGCUCACGUUGCGGGAAGAGUUUUACCCGAGAGGACACCCUGCAACAGCACCAGCUCAUUCAUACAGGAGAGAAGCCGUAUCGCUGCUCACAGUGUGGAAGAAGUUUUAGGGAUAGAGGAACUCUCAAAACUCACCAACGCAUUCACACAGGAGAGAAGCCGUAUCAUUGCUCACAGUGUGGAAGAAGUUUUAGGGAUAGCGGAACUCUCAAAACUCACCAACGCAUUCACACAGGAGAGAAGCCGUAUUACUGCACAGAAUGUGGGAAAAGUUAUAUUGUGCGCAAUCAUCUUGAACGACACCAGCGUAUUCACACGGGAGAGAAGCCGUAUCGCUGCUCACGUUGCGGGAAGAGUUUUACCCGAGAGGACACCCUGCAACAGCACCAGCUCAUUCAUACAGGAGAGAAGCCGUAUCAUUGCUCACAGUGUGGAAGGAGUUUUAGGGAUAGAGGAACUCUCAAAACUCACCAACGCAUUCACACAGGAGAGAAGCCGUAUUACUGCACAGAAUGUGGGAAGAGUUAUAUUGUGCGCAAUCAUCUCGAACGACACCAGCGUAUUCACACGGGAGAGAAGCCGUAUCGCUGCUCACGUUGCGGGAAGAGUUUUACCCGAGAGGACACCCUGCAACAGCACCAGCUCAUUCAUACAGGAGAGAAGCCGUAUCAUUGCUCACAGUGUGGAAGAAGUUUUAGGGAUAGCGGAACUCUCAAAAUUCACCAACGCAUUCACACAGGAGAGAAGCCGUAUCACUGUUUACAGUGUGGGAAGAAUUUUUCUGUUAGUGGAACCUUCGUGAAGCACCAGCGCAUUCACUCAGGAGAGAAGCCUUAUUACUGUUCAGAGUGUGGGAAGAGUUUUAGUCAGGCAGGAACACUCAAAACACAUCAACGCACCCACACAGGAGAGAAGCCGUAUCACUGUUUACAGUGUGGGAAGAGUUUUACUGAAAGAGGAACUCUUGUGAAGCACCAGCGUAUUCACACAGGAGAGAAGCCGUAUCACUGCUCACGGUGUAGACUGAGCUUCACUCAUUUAAAUGUAUUUAAUACACACAAGUGCAUUAGAGCAGCACAGUCAGUAUGUAACGCAUGAAUUUGUCAAGUCAAGAAAUAUUAUUAUUAAAAGGUGUAACAAUAUAGUCACAAUUCAUUUUGAUUCACGAUACUGGCUUCAUAUUUUGAUUCAACUUGAUUCUCCGUAUAUUUUGAACAAAAUUUGAAUGGACAAAAAUGACUGAAAAGACUUUUUUUUUUUAAGUUUCUGAAUCAAAAAUAAUGCAAAACAAUGUGCAUUUGUGUCUGUAUAAAACUCAUUUUAACCAGUAAUAGAUCUCCAAAGUCAGCUAGAAUGUCCAGCCUUCACAAACAUGAUUUAUGAACUAUUCCUUUCUUAGAGCUCCUGAUCUUGACGAUAUUUUGAAAAAGACCGAAUGGCUUUAACGUUUAACGAGUGAUUUUCAAAGAUUGAAAUAAAAAUCCAAACAGUGCAAAAGUUGUCCAUGUACGAGUGUGAUCAAAUAGUUUGCAUAAAUAUAAAAAGCAGGCUACACUGAAGGGGGGGAGAAAAUGUUUAUAGUAACUGCUUAACCUGCAUGACCUGGUCAGGUUAGCAAUAUGAGGAGUGAACAGUAGCUGACUCGGGUUGUUUGAUGGGCAGUGGCCAAAAAAAAAAGUCUUCAUCCUUGAUUAACAUUGUUAUAAGUCAAAUGAGAUUAAAAUUAAUAAAACGCA